Phytomonas sp. EM1 is the source of this 1125-nucleotide messenger RNA. The record is from the annotation of a GenBank genome assembly. NCBI's taxonomy places the organism in Eukaryota, Euglenozoa, Kinetoplastea, Trypanosomatida, Trypanosomatidae.
ACUAAAGCAUUCUUUCUCUUGCGAUCAACGCCAGCUCACUUAUUUACGUAAAAGUCAGGAUUAGUCAAUGACUAAUGUGUGCCCUUCAAAAUGAAUACAUACAGUGUUAUGUCUCAGACACCGCAUAUCGGAUGCGUUGAAACGCUUGGCUAUCCUAACGAUGACGUAGCUCAGUCCUAUAUGGAGCAUAUCACACAACGAAUCUCUUUGAUCUUACCCCGUCGCGGAUGGUAUAUCGGAACUUUGAAAGAAUUUUACCCACGUCAGCCUACCCUUCUUGGGCUUAAUUUCCAGAGAGGAGUUGAAAUAUCUAUUCGCCUCAGGGUUCCGGGUAAUAGGCAGACCUUUUUACCUUUCCAUGAGGUGGUUUGUACAGCUCUACAUGAACUUGCACAUUGCCAAGAAGAUAAACACCAUAGGCCGUUUUGGAGCUUAUACUAUGAGUUACUCCGCGAAUGUGAGGCCCUUGAAGCAACAAUGGUUCUUCAAGGUAGAGUGCUAUACCCUGAGCAUAUCAUGUGCUCUACUGAAGGCAUUAUUGCAAAAGAUGCUGGUAAUGCGUUAAAAAAGGAAGGUGCAAACGGACCUAGAAAAAGGAAACCCAAACCAGUCGAAUAUUCAACUAUAAGGACAUGUAAUUCCACUCCGCUUUUAGUCAACCCAGACAAAACGCGAUCAUUUUGUGGUGUUGGAUAUCGUUUGGGGGGUUCACAACUCCCUACUGAGAGCAAACCAAAGGCUGAGUUUCUUGCUGCUAUUAUCCAAAGUCGUUUGCGAAUACACGAUACACACUUUGCUAGCCCUGAGAAUGUUGCAGUAAGGUGCGACCUGGAAUUGUCACCAAAGGACUACUUAGUGGACAUGUACGAUAGUUGUAGCUUGUCGUAUACGUUCUGUGGAAGUUGGAGAAAUAACACCACAAAUGAAUGUGAAUCUUCUGGUAAAUAUGCAAUUGUUGGUAUCGACGAAGGCGAAGAUCCCCCUAAUAUCUAUGAAGAGCAAGAGACUCAUGUAUUGAAACAUCGCAAACUAGAGAUAUCAGAAGAGAAUAUUGAUUAUACAGCUCGAGGGGUUCGUGAGAGUGGAGUAGGUUUAAGAGCAUCGUCUCCGAUUACAAUUGAUUAG